Exophiala mesophila is the source of this 1713-nucleotide messenger RNA. RefSeq lists its product as uncharacterized. Lineage: Eukaryota; Fungi; Ascomycota; Eurotiomycetes; Chaetothyriales; Herpotrichiellaceae. The transcript is spliced from 7 exons. The record is from RefSeq and is a predicted model, not a curated record. Bases 1 to 1713 code for a protein of 570 amino acids.
AUGAAUGGCUCCAUGGUCAACGAUAUGCCUGGCCCUGGUCACUUAGGUGUAGCACCACGAAAUAACGGUACAUCGUAUGUCGUUUCACAGGAUUACAUUCACAAAAGGCGUCCGCUACGUAUAGUGUGUAUAGGCGCAGGCAUCGCUGGGAUCGCCGCGGCAUACAAAUAUCAGAAGCGUCUAAAAGAUGUCGAACUGGCCAUAUACGAAAAGAACCAUGAUGUUGGAGGUACCUGGUUAGAAAAUCGGUACCCGGGGUGCGCGUGCGAUAUUCCUGCUCAUGGAUAUACGUAUUCCUGGGAGGGAAAUCCUGAAUGGUCACGAUUCUACGCCGAAGCCCCAGAGAUUCACGCAUACUUCAAAGGAUGCGCCAUCAGAUGGGAUUGCAUGAAGUACAUCAAACUGGGCCAUCGAGUAGUUCAAGCACAAUGGAUGGAAGACCUGCACAAAUGGAACUUGAAAAUUGAGAAUGGCGAAACGAAUCAGAUCAUUACAGACCAAUGCGACAUCCUCUUAAGCGCAACUGGGGUUCUCAACAAUUGGAAGUGGCCAUCCAUAGAGGGUCUUUCUCUUUUUGAGGGUAAAACGCUUCAUUCUGCGAGGUGGGACGACUCGUACGAUUUUACAGACAAGGUUAUUGCUGUAAUUGGUGCAGGAUCUUCCGCAAUUCAGAUUGUUCCCUCAUUACUACCGAAGGUCCGCAAAAUGAUCAACUUCAUUCGUUCACCCACCUGGAUCACGCCGGAAUUCAGCCAAGUGCUGGCAUCGGAGGGGCGUGACACCAAGUUCACCCCUGAGCAGAUUCAACGGUUCAAAGACGACAAGAAAUAUUUCCUAGAGUAUCGAAAAAUGGUACAGAACACAGGCAGCUCAAACUUUGGCACUUUCUACAAAGGAUCACCCCGCCAGGAGGCCGCCGUCAAGAACUUUGCUGAAAUGAUGAAGAAGAGGCUUGGUGGAGCCGACGAGGUGGCUGCUCGCCUGAUCCCAAACUUUCCCGUUGGCUGUCGAAGGUACACCCCGGGAACGGGGUAUCUCGAAGCCUUGGUAUCUAGCAAAUCGACGGUGGUUGUCGAAGAGAUCGCUCGCGUUGAUUCUGAAGGGCUCGUCACAAUUGAUGGGCAGCAUCACCCAGUCGAUGCAAUUAUCUGUGCCACGGGCUUCGACACAUCUUUCAAGCCUGCCUUCCCUGUCGUUGGCCGCAAUGGGAGAAAUCUUGCAGAAUACUGGAAUGAAGAGCCUCUGCACUACCUUUCAAUCGCAGCACCUGGGUUCCCUAAUUAUUUCAUCAUCGGCGGCCCCAACAGUCCCAUUGCGAAUGGUUCUCUGAUAUCUGGGCUCGAAGUCGAGAUCGAUUAUGCCUACUCAUGUGCUGAGAAGAUGCAGACCGAGAACAUUGCCUCUAUAGAUGUCAAAGAGGAGGCUAUGAGAGAUUUUCUUCAACAUCGCGAUGAGGCAAUGAAAGCCUUUGUAUGGAGCGGUAAUUGCCGAAGUUGGUACAAAAAUGGAAAGAUUGAUGGACCUGUCAUUGGUCCCUGGGUAGGAUCAUCAUGGCACUUCAACGAAGCCCUUGAAAGGCCUCGGUUUGAGGAUUACGACAUCGAGUACUUUCGAAAGAAUCGUUUUGCAUACCUGGGUUACGGACGCACGUUGAGAGAAGAACUUGGCGAAAGCACAGCGGAGCACUUGACGGAAGAAGAUGUUUCAUACUAG